AUGGUUUGGAACUACAUGGUCCCAAAAGACAAAAAUAUUUGUCUUCGCCUUCUCAGGAUUUCGUUUUUGAAUAACUUUAGUGAAGUGAAAGAGAAGAAUAAAACAAAAGCCGAAAUGUAUCUUGAGACUCCUUCUCGUGGCAACCGUAUAGUGUGCAAAACAGAUAUGGAAAUCACCAAUAAUACUCGGAUUACAAUGGCUGCAGGACUGGGAGCCAUACCAUCUGCCAUAAGAUGUGACUAUGCUGAUUGUAAAGGUUCCUUUCCUGUUGAUACUCCUGUAGUAUGUCAAAAUCAUCUCUCCUUCUUUCAGGCCAUGGGAAAGCACAAAGCCUGGCCCACCUGCUCCUCCCACCUCAUUGUCAUCACCUUGAUCUUUGGAUCUACUAUUCUCAUGUAUUCUCUGGCCAUGUCAAGCCACUCAGGUGACGUGGACAAGCUGCUCUCCUUCUCUACUCACACGGCCAGCAUCUGUUUAAAUGCAAAUGGGGGAGUAUUCCUUAUUCAAGUUUUACAGAUUCUGAAAUCAAAUUGGUACCAAGGCACUCAGAAGCUCCCUAGGAACAGGGAAAAGAAAUUAGAUGACCAUUCCUUGGAAAGUGUUAAUAUUAUCCUAAAAGGUUUUGAUACCCUAUAUCCUUUUAAAAGGGAAAAAUGGACCUGGAGAAGGUUCUUCUGGCACACUGAGCAGCAAAUAUCAAAAGAAGCUAUGAGAUUCAGAGACCCACUUGGAUUGUGUUAUUCCCAGGAGGCUGCAGGAUGGAGCCUUCUUGAAAUGUAUGCUCAGAGGUUUACCCAGGGUUUGAACAACUCCUGUUCAGCAGCUGAUGCAGACGGAAUAGAGAGAAACCUGACCUAUGUGACUGAGUUUGUUCUCUUGGGAAUCUCAAACCGUCCGGAAUGGCAGAUUCCUCUCUUCCUGGUGGUCCUAAUCAUCUAUCUUAUUACAGCAAUAGGAAAUCUUGGGAUAAUCACGAUUACCAAUAUAGAUUCCCUACUAAAAGCUCCGAUGUAUUUUUUCCUCAGGCAUUUGGCUUUCAUCAAUCUAGGUAAUUCCACCACCAUUGCCCCCAAAAUGUUGGUGAACUUCUUAGCAGAGAGUAAAACCAUUUCCUAUUAUGAAUGUGCUUCACAGACAGGCUGUUUUUCAACUUUAAUUAUUGCAGAGAUUUUCAUGCUCACUACUAUGGCCUAUGACCGAUACAUGGCUAUCUGGAAGCCAUUGCUUUAUAGGGUGAUUAUCUCGAGAGAAGUGUGCAUCGUAAUGGUUAUUCUUAUAUACACCUAUAGCUUCAUUGAAGGAGUGAUUGUCUCAACUUACACAUUUUCAGUGUCCUACUGUUCCUCAAAUGUAAUCAACCACUUCUAUUGUGAUCAUUUCCCUCUGCUGGUACUUUCCUGCUCUGAUACCCAUAUACCGGAGACAAUCAUUUUAAUAUUUUCUGGCUGUAAUUUGAUUUUCACCCUCACAGUUGUUCUAGUGUCCUAUUCUUUCAUCAUCUUGGCCAUUGUGAGGAUCCGCUCCUCUGAGGGGAGGUGGAAAGCCUUCUCCACUUGCACAUCUCACUUGAUGGCUGUAACAGUUUUCUAUGGGACUCUCUUUUUCAUGUACCUGCUGUCCCAAGGCAGCCACUCCUUGGAUACAGAUAAAAUGGCUUCUGUGUUCUAUACCCUGGUGAUCCCCAUGCUGAAUCCCUUGAUCUACAGCCUGAAGAACAAGGAAGUAAAAGAUGCUUUGAAAAGACUCUUGACUAAUUCCUAUAAAUCUUUAAAAAUAUGA
Messenger RNA from Tachyglossus aculeatus (Australian echidna), 1779 nucleotides. RefSeq names its product olfactory receptor 8J2-like. The transcript is spliced from 9 exons. The record is from RefSeq and is a predicted model, not a curated record. The coding region runs from base 1 to 1779 and encodes 592 amino acids. Gene Ontology annotation, molecular function: G protein-coupled receptor activity; olfactory receptor activity; odorant binding. Gene Ontology annotation, biological process: sensory perception of smell; G protein-coupled receptor signaling pathway. NCBI's taxonomy places the organism in Eukaryota, Metazoa, Chordata, Mammalia, Monotremata, Tachyglossidae. Gene Ontology annotation, cellular component: membrane.